This is a messenger RNA of Gekko japonicus, 2812 nucleotides long. RefSeq names its product deoxycytidine kinase (gene DCK). The transcript has 7 exons. The coding region runs from base 485 to 1255 and encodes 256 amino acids. The record is from RefSeq and is a predicted model, not a curated record. Gene Ontology annotation, biological process: nucleobase-containing compound metabolic process. Gene Ontology annotation, cellular component: cytoplasm; mitochondrion. NCBI's taxonomy places the organism in Eukaryota, Metazoa, Chordata, Lepidosauria, Squamata, Gekkonidae. Gene Ontology annotation, molecular function: deoxycytidine kinase activity; ATP binding.
UUCGAAGCCGGCGUCUCUUUUCUCCGACCGGAACGUGAUCGCCUGUACAGUAGAAGAGAAGCAGGUUUGGGGCUGUUCGCGGUCUCUAGCGGCUGCUGCUCUGACCCUCUCAGGCACCCGUAGGGAGAGCACAGCCGGCCGGGAGAAGAAGAAGAACAAGAGGGGGGUGGCGACGCGGUAAAAUAUGCAAAUGAGGCACUGACGACCAAGAGCCGGAGGGAAGGAGCCCGCCGGCGAGGGGGGGGGGAACAGGAAGGAACCCUCGCUGUCACGUCACGACGCGCCGUAGCCAAUCCGGGGCGACCGCGCGCCCAAUUCGAAGGACCCGGCGGCAAAAGAGAGAUUGGCGCGCGAGAGGGGAGAAAGGGAACCAGGGAGGAGGGAAUCUGCGCGAAGGCGGGAGAGCGCGCCUGUUUUGUCCCGCCGCCCUUCCCGUCUCUCGCGGCCGCCAGCCCUCCGGGUACCACCGGCAACUUUGGUCUCCAUGGCGACCCCACCCAAACGGAGCCGGGCCGAGAGAAUCAAGAAAAUCGCCAUCGAGGGCAACAUAGCUGCAGGGAAGUCUACCUUUGUGAAUAUUCUCAAACAAGCCAGAGAAGAGUGGGAAGUUGUUCCUGAGCCCGUAGCAAGAUGGUGCAAUGUUCAGACUUGCCCAGAUGAUUGUGAGGAGGAGCUGACAGCCUCUCAGAAGAGCGGAGGCAACUUGCUCCAGAUGAUGUACGAAAAGCCGGAGAGGUGGGCCUUCACUUUCCAGACGUACGCCUGCCUGAGCAGAAUCCGGGCGCAGCUGAAGUCUCUCGACGGGAAGCUCAAAGAGGCCGAGGACCCCGUCGUUUUCUUCGAGAGAUCCGUUUACAGCGACAGGUACAUCUUUGCAUCUAAUCUCUACGAGUCCGACUGCAUGAAUGAAACAGAAUGGACUAUAUACCAAGACUGGCAUAACUGGAUGAAUGAGCAGUUUGGAUCUAGUCUUCAUCUGGAUGGUAUUAUUUAUCUUCGAGCUACCCCCGAGAAAUGCUUGAACAGGAUUUACGUGCGUGGGAGAGAUGAAGAACAAGGCAUCCCUAUAGAAUAUCUGGAGAAACUUCACUACAAACACGAAAGCUGGCUUCAGCACAGGACGCUGCGAACGGACUUUGACUACCUGCAAGAGGUCCCAGUCCUCUCGCUGGACGUGAACGAAGACUUCAAAGGCAACAAAGACAAGCAUGAAAAUAUGAUCGAAAAGGUCAAAGAAUUUUUGAGCACUUUAUAGCCCUUCUGGAAACGGUGCUGAAUCCAAGCCUCCUCCUCCUCCUCCACGACGCCUAGUUUUGUGUUGCCGAGAUGCACUUCUGCUUCAGGCGUCCUAAGGGCAAGGUUCAGCUUCAUUGUGGUUACCGAAUUACGACAGUGAACUGUUGUUGUUUUUUUAUCGUAUUUAUCUUGCAUUCAGAUUUCUUAGGGGUAAUGUUUGCGGAGUACAAUUAGGCAUUGCAGCACGACGAAGCAGAAUACAUGGAUUCCUGCGUUGCAACUCGGACGUAAUUCAGCAAAAACCGGUGGUUUUCCCAGAACAGGUUUUACGGAACUUGGGACGGAAACUGGGGUCUCCUCCACACAUCUGGAUGCGGGAGCUGCCGUCUGUCCCACCCCACGUGGUGGAGCGUGUGCGCGCACCCAGCAGUACUGUCGGAGGCACGUUGCACAUCACUUUUUGUCUGUGUGUUUCUGCUCUCACUCAUGCAUGCAAAGUGAGCCAUAAAUCCUGUACUUACUAGUAUUUAUGCAUAGGCGGUGAAUUCAUGAAAUACUGUUCAUAAGUCAGCAAAAAAAAACCCUACCCCAAGCACUCCUUUUGUGGCUGGAUGGGUCUUUAACCAGAAAUUAUAAGAACUUUUAAAAGAAUUGUAAAGGCUAGGACAUUCCCCCCACCCCCUCCAAGUAAGUUUUUAUAUCCCUUUGCUUUCUCUUGCUCCUGUAAAGAGAAACAUCCAGACAUUCAUCAGCAUUCACCUUAUUUGCAUCCUCUGCAGUAGGAAGAGAAGGAACGACAUUAAGUUAGUCGUCUUCGAUUUCUCACCGAGCUUGGCUUGAUUCUGCAUUCCGCUUUCUUUUUUCGCUAAAGCCAGGGCUCUUUGCGGAAAACUGCAGAUGCAAGAAGGGGUGGGGGCAAGAAGGAUUCUCUCUCCACCCUAACCCUUCCCUGUUUUAAAUAUUUUUGCGUGAGCAUUUAGCGACUCCCUUUCCUUGACGGGAGGCUGCCAAAUUGUCCCUAAUAAUGGUUUGCUUAAGCUUUUCUUUGCCCAGAAAUCUGAAAUUGGGCCAAAGUUGAAUGUGCGGCAGCUGAAGUUAACAUUGUGCAAGAUCGGCCGUCAAGAGACCAAACAGUCCUUGUGUGGUGAUCAGGGGCAGAGGUGGCCCAGGGACAAUUGUGUAGGCAACAUACCUGGUCUUCGACCACCUGAUCACUGUCUUGGUUCACCUGUGCAGAUUUUUUUGUCCUCAUAAAUCUAGAGUUGAUCAGAAGCUUUUAAAGAGAGACAUACUCAUGCUGUUUCCUCUUGGGGUGGUUUGAGUGCUGCCAUGUUUGUAUACGAAUUUCUCACCUACUACUUUGGUAGAAUGUCAUCUUUUUGUAAACUAAUUCUACAGCCGCUUGGCUCAAUAGAAAGGGACUCUCUGGAAUAACUGAUCUACAUGUACUCCCCCCCCCUUUUUUGCAACUGAAAUAUUUUAAGUCACAGAGUAAUUUUAUAUCCCUCCUUAAAGCCAGUAUAGAAUGCGACGUCUUAUUUGUCUAGCUGUACUUGGGCCCCGCGAGGCAUUUUUA